CUUUUUUUUUCUUUCUUUUUUCUUUUUAUUUAAUCUGUUAGUUACUUACACUACAGAUGAAAAACCUGAAUUCGUCUUCACAGUGAAACGGAAACAGGAAAAAGAAUCAAUAAUUAUAAUCCAUCGAUACAUGUAUUGUUUUCGAUUAUUGAGGAAGAAGAAGCAAAACCUUUUGUCAACAUCUUUCUUUGUUGCACUAAGCAAACACCAAACACUAACUUUCGCCACCACAACUCACCAACAUGUUUUGUCACAUACCCAUCAACGCGAAAUUAACUACGUCAUUGCCUCGAACAAGCUCAUCACAAGCUACGUUCGAGGCGGUGACAUAGAUUCUGCUUUUCGUGUGUUUGAGAACAUGAAAGUGAAGUCCACUGUUUCAUGGAACUCUAUGCUAUCUGCUUUUGCGAAGAAACCUGGCAACUUUGAACAUGCUUGCCAAGUGUUUGAAAAAAUUCCCCAACCAAAUACUGUUUCCUAUAAUAUAAUGUUGGCAUGUCGUUUGCACCAUUUUGGGGUAGAUAAUGCCCGUGAAUUCUUUGACAGCAUGCUCGUGAAGGAUAGUGCAUCAUGGAACACCAUGAUUUCGGGUUAUGCUCAGGUCGGACUCAUGGGUGAGGCGAGAAGGUUGUUCGUGGCCAUGCCGGAGAAAAACUGUGUUUCGUGGAGUGCAAUGGUGUCUGGAUAUGUGGGUUGUGGGGAUUUAGAUUCUGCUGUGGAAUGUUUCUACGCUGCGAAUGUGAGGAGUGUGAUUACAUGGACUGCCAUGAUUACUGGGUACUUGAAGUUUGGGAGGGUUGAAUUGGCAGAAAGAUUGUUCCGGGACAUGUCAAUGAAGACAUUGGUGACAUGGAAUGCUAUGAUUGCUGGGUACGUUGAGAAUGGUAGGGCAGAGGAUGGGUUAAAGAUUUUUAAGACAAUGUUAGAAACUGGGGUUAAGCCUAAUGCUUUGAGUUUGACUAGUGUCUUGUUGGGUUGUAGUAAUUUAUCAGCGUUGCAGCUGGGUAAACAAGUUCAUCAAUUAGUUUGUAAAUCUCCAUUGAGUAGUGAUACGACGGCAGGAACUUCGUUAAUUAGCAUGUAUUACAAGUGUGGGGAUCUAAAUGAUGCUUGGGAAUUGUUCGUUCAGAUUCCGCAGAAAGAUGUUGUAUGUUGGAAUGCAAUGAUUUCUGGCUAUGCUCAACAUGGAGCUGGUGAAAAAGCUCUUCAUUUGUUUGAUAAGAUGAAAAGUGAAGACAUGAAACCAGAUUGGAUUACUUUUGUUGCAGUAUUGUUAGCUUGUAACCAUGCAGGAUUGGUAGAUCUUGGGGUUGAAUAUUUUAAAGCAAUGGUAAGGGAUUUUAGGAUUGAAACUAAGCCAGAACACUAUGCAUGCAUGGUUGACCUUCUUGGUCGAGCUGGUAAGUUAUCUGAGGCAGUAGAUUUGAUAAAAAGUAUGCCUUUUAAGCCCCAUCCUGCAAUAUUUGGAACACUUCUCGGUGCUUGUAGGAUCCAUAAAAACUUACACCUGGCUGAGUUUGCUGCCAAGAACCUGCUGGAGCUCGAUCCAACUAGUGCAACUGGAUAUGUUCAAUUGGCUAAUGUUUAUGCAGCACAAAACAGAUGGGACCAAGUUGCUAGGAUCCGAAGAUCCAUGAAAGAAAAUAAUGUAGUGAAGAUACCUGGAUACAGUUGGAUUGAAAUAAACAGUGUGGUCCAUGAGUUUAGAUCUAGUGACAGAUUGCACCCUGAAUUGGCUUCUAUACAUGAAAAACUAAAUAAAUUGGAGAAGAAAAUGAAGUUGGCUGGUUAUGUGCCAGACCUUGAAUUUGCAUUGCAUGAUGUAGGAGAGGAGUUGAAAGAACAGCUUCUUUUAUGGCACAGUGAGAAACUGGCAAUUGCAUUUGGACUUCUAAAGGUACCACUUGGGGUUCCAAUCCUGGUGUUCAAAAACUUGAGAGUUUGUGGAGAUUGCCACUCUGCAAUCAAAUACAUCUCAGCUAUUGAAGGUAGAGAAAUCAUAGUAAGGGAUACUAUAAGAUUUCAUCAUUUCAAGGAUGGGCUCUGCUCCUGCAGAGAUUACUGGUAAGACUAAUGCUAUUGAAUUUGAAGGGUAUGCGCUAUUGUUCCAAGAGCAAGUUGUCAUGCUCCACACCUUGAAGCUGAUUUGAUUUCAAUUGUACACAGAAAGGAAUACUAUACUAGAGACUAAGAAAAGUGCCCUUAAUUGCUCUAGCAUUGCAUUAAAGUUCCAGCUGAACUAAUUGGCUAUGACGCUGGAAAUUAACUGCAAAGUCCUUUUACCCACACCUAAGUUGUUUGAUUAGCAGCCUUUUGGACAGUUUAUAAGUUCCACAGGCUCUAGACAGACUAUGACCAAGAGAAAGCAAUUGAUUGCAGUUUGUCAGGAGUCCAUAAAUAAAUGCUUACCAAAUGCUGCCCCCAGAAGGAAGAACGACUUAUUUUAAGUUCAAAAUCAAAUGGCUAUAUGGGUUGUGGAGGAGUUCAACAUUAGUCAUCUUAGUGCGUGGUCUGCACUUGCAAGUUGGGGAUGUUGGAGACAGAACCAAGCUAUGAUCUUUAUCGUCGAACCUUGAAUUGCUGAGUUGGGGUUUCUACACUACUAUGUUAGGCACUAUGCAGUCCUACCCCGAAUUGAUUUUGUAUUAAAAUUCUUUAAAUUUAGAAAAGCUAUUCACUAAUUAGAAUCUAGAAUAGGAAACAUGGCCUGAGGCACUUAAAACUUUUUUUGGCCUAUUUGCUUACUUGAAUGAAAUGGCAAUGCGAUGACACUUCUUUUUUGGGUCGGAACCACAUUAUAAUAUUUUGAAAACAUCAGCGAGCACCCUCAUUUGAGAGGUAGUGUGAUGGCAAUGCAACAACACUCUAAAAUGCUAACCUAUGAACAGUAAAUCGGAAAGAAUAAUUAAGCUUCUAAAUUAAUUUCCGAGAUUACAUAAAUCUUCUUUUAGUCUUUUAAUGUUAGAAAAAGACAUUCAAUUUAAUCCAUUUUUUAAUUAUAAAUUAACUGAAACAAUUUUUAAAAAUAUAUAUAAAGUUAAAUUUUAUUAGAAUUUAUUAAAUCUUAUAAAAUAUACCAAAAAUAAAGUAAAAUUCAAAUGGUUUACCUCGUCUAAUAUUUCCCCUCAACGCUACCUUAAAUGACGCUUGACGUUCUUUUCUAGAGCAAAAAAUAUACUCAAUAAAGAAACAAAGAGAGACAAACUGAU
Molecule: messenger RNA, 3209 nt
Organism: Abrus precatorius (Indian licorice)
Lineage: Eukaryota; Viridiplantae; Streptophyta; Magnoliopsida; Fabales; Fabaceae
Product: pentatricopeptide repeat-containing protein At4g16835, mitochondrial
Exons: 1
Coding region: 131-2068 (645 amino acids)
Biological process (GO): RNA modification
Molecular function (GO): protein binding; RNA binding; zinc ion binding
Source: RefSeq, a predicted model, not a curated record